AUGGACCACGACUCGGUCGAGCGUCAACCGUCCAAUGCUGAGGCAAUGGCGAGCCAGCAACGCAAGAGCGUGGCCAACAGGGGCUUGACCGGCGCCUCGGCUCUUACUGUCAGACAAUCUAUCUUCCCUAUCACUCUAGUCACCAUCCUCUUCUUCCUGUGGGGCUUCGCAUAUGGCCUCCUCGAUGUGCUGAACGCCAAGUUCCAAACAUCACUCAACAUCACUGCUGCUAAGGCAGGUGGUCUUCAAGGAGCAUAUUUCGGAGCGUAUUUCAUUGGACCUCUGACAUAUUCUGGCUGGAUUGUCCGCAGAUUUGGCUAUCGCUGGACCUUCAUCACCGGUCUAUGCAUCUAUGGCGUCGGCGCCCUGAUGUUUUGGCCCUCGGCAGUGUACAAAUCCUUUGGCGGCUUCUGUGGUUCUCUGUUCAUCGUAGGGUCUGGCCUUUCUACGCUGGAGACAUCUGCCAACCCCUUCAUCGCGACUUGCGGACCCCCAAGAUUGUCCGAGUUCCGUCUUGAGCUCUCACAGUCUUUCCAGGCUGUCGGGUCUGUUGUGGCACCUCUUCUGGCUUCUCGUGUUUUCUUCAAGGAUACACAUGCGACCGACCUAUCACACGUCCAAUGGACUUACGUAGGCAUUGCAGCCUUCGUCUUCUGUCUUGCAGUCGUCUUCUUCUUCAGCCCUCUCCCGGAGGUCACAGAUGCCGACAUGGCUCUUCAGGCGGAGCAAUGCUCUGACUUGACUGGAUACCAAGAGAAGCCACUCUCGAAGCAAUACAAGCUGUUCUUCGGGGUCGCUGCACAAUUUACAUACGUUGGCGCCCAAGUCGCAGUUGCUUCCCAGUUCAUCAGAUACUCUCAGGAAUCUGCUGGACUCUCCGAGGCUGCGGCUUCUGACCGCUAUGCCAUCGGUCAAUCACUGUUCGCCAUUGGUCGAUUUGCUGCGGCGGGAUUGUUCAUGUUCGUCAAGCCACGUCUGAUUCUCAUGCUGUUCAUGACCAUGAUCAUGGUUUUCAUUUCAUUGGCGAUAGGUAUCUCAGGAGAAGCGGGUGUUGCAUUCCUCUCCUUGGUGCUCUUCUUUGAGUCCUGCAUCUUCCCGACCAUCUUUACUCUCUCCAUCCGUGGAUUGGGACGACACACCAAGAGAGGAUCAUCCUGGAUUGUGGCGAGCGUCUCGGGCGGUGCCUUGUUCCCCGCUCUCACAGGUCUUGCGGCUGACCACAUGACCUAUCACAAGGCCAUGUGCGUGCCGUUGGCCGGGUUUUUUGUUAGCUUCAUCUUCCCCAUCUACUUGAAUACGGUCUGCAAGAAAGAGUUGGACGGAUUCCGUGAGACCAAGAUUGGCUACGUCGACGAGGGACGGGGAACCAUCAUCGGAGACAUCAAUGAUAUUGAGACAUUUGAAGCGAUGGAGAAGAGACGUUCAGUCAAUGUCGAGAAGGUGUGA
This is a messenger RNA of Cladophialophora psammophila CBS 110553, 1446 nucleotides long. RefSeq names its product MFS transporter, FHS family, L-fucose permease. The record is from RefSeq and is a predicted model, not a curated record. Gene Ontology annotation, molecular function: transmembrane transporter activity. Lineage: Eukaryota; Fungi; Ascomycota; Eurotiomycetes; Chaetothyriales; Herpotrichiellaceae. The coding region runs from base 1 to 1446 and encodes 481 amino acids. The transcript is spliced from 2 exons. Gene Ontology annotation, biological process: transmembrane transport.